This is a messenger RNA of Penicillium odoratum, 840 nucleotides long. RefSeq names its product DNA 5'-adenosine monophosphate hydrolase. The coding region runs from base 1 to 840 and encodes 279 amino acids. Gene Ontology annotation, biological process: single strand break repair; double-strand break repair. Gene Ontology annotation, cellular component: nucleus. Gene Ontology annotation, molecular function: mismatched DNA binding; DNA 5'-adenosine monophosphate hydrolase activity; single-stranded DNA binding. The record is from RefSeq and is a predicted model, not a curated record. Lineage: Eukaryota; Fungi; Ascomycota; Eurotiomycetes; Eurotiales; Aspergillaceae. The transcript is spliced from 2 exons.
AUGUCUGGGUCAGAUCAGAGUAUUGAUCCCGUAAAAGAUCAGGCCAAAGAGCAGGCCAGCAGCACUGCGGAGAAGAGAAACGCCUUUACAGAGCUUCUUUCGGCCAAAAAGAAGCAGCCCAAGCCAACGACUGAAAGUUCCCGAACAAAACAUACACCUCGGUCCGAGAAUCCCUUCAGAACGGGGCGUGACGGUCUCGGAGCCUACAUCGCGAAGCCCGAAACCUACCCCUCCAGCGUGGUAGUCAAUCACAAUGAAGACUUCGUCGCAAUUCAUGAUAUGUUCCCGAAAUCAUCAUUGCAUCUACUUCUCCUACCUCGCGAUCCAACAAAAACUCACCUCCACCCCUUCCAUGCCUUUGAAGAUGCCGAAUUUCUCGUCAAGGUCCGGACAGAGGUCCACAAGUUGCGCGCUCAUGCCGCAGCAGAACUGAGACGGAAAUACGGUAAGGACUCUGCACAGGAGCAAGUUAGACAGGCUGCUCUCAUUGCCGAGCCACCGCCAGACGAGCUGCCUGCAGGUCGGGACUGGGAGAAGGAGAUUAUGUGUGGAGUGCAUGCUGUACCUUCCAUGAAUCAUCUACAUGUGCAUGUUAUCGCCGUGGAUAGGCAUAGCGAUCGACUCAAGCACCGGAAGCACUACAAUAGCUUUGCGACCCCGUUCUUCGUGCCCAUUGAAGACUUUCCGCUGGCUGAAGAUGAUGUGCGACGGCAUCCUACACAAGAAGGGUAUCUAAAGCGAGAUUUUAUCUGUUGGCGGUGCGGGAAGGAGUUUGGCAACAAGUUCACACAGCUGAAGGAGCAUCUAGAACGGGAAUUUCAGGAAUGGAAAAGAUUGUGA